GUCUCACUGACGGUGGCCCCCACCGCCCGGCUCCGCUCGUCGGCGAGCACUCUUCCCCUCCUCCCCCGCCCCACCGCAGUCCCGGCCAAGAGAUCCGGCCGACUCCGGUCGCUCGGACUCGGAGGCCGGCGAGCCGCUCGUGCUGGGCGCCGGGAUGCAGGCGGCCGGCACCAGACGGUUUCCCGGAUCUCGCCGGCGCCGCGUCUCGGCGAGAGGGGGCCUCUGGCCUUUCUGACCUCAGGCCCUCGAUUUUGUCAUAGAUCAGACAAAUAAUGGAAAAGAUACAAGAUUGCAACUCGAAAAGCCUGGUUGCCCUUCCAGGCUCUUUGGUUCUGCACCUCUUUAGGCUGCUUGGCCAUCAGGAUCAGAGUUCAUGGCAGAAGUACAUACUAGCUUACUUUCUGUUGGUCAGAAAGGGCUGCUACUUCUCAGGGGAGUCGAAGAAACACUCAGAUGUGUUCUGUGAUAUCUCAGAAUUAGAUUUCUUUCCAUAUGCUACAGAUUCGGAUAGCGAAGAACUUGAACUGAAGGAGCAGAAACCUGUUCCGAAGGCUCUGUCGGGAGGCGAUUCAAGUGGCAACAGAUCAAACGAUUGCUACUUCCCAGGCCUUCAUGAUGACCUGUCACAAGACUGCCUUGCCUGGGCAAGCAGAUCGGACCACCCUUCCAUUUCUUGUCUGAACAAGAGAUUCAAUCUGCUAAUGAACAGCGGGUAUCUGUACAAGCUGCGAAGGAAAUACGGCAUCGUUGAGCACUGGGUGUACCUCGCUUGUAGCCUGAUGCCCUGGGAAGCAUUUGAUCCAUCGCAGAGACGGUGGAUGAGGCUCCCGAGGAUGCCAUGCGACGAGUGCUUCUCCUGUGCAGACAAGGAGUCACUCGCCGUCGGAACACAGCUUCUUGUCUUCGGCCGUGAAUACACCGGCCUCGCUAUUUGGGUGUACAACUUACUGACUCGCAGUUGGUCCCCGUGCGCUCCGAUGAAUCUGCCCCGCUGCCUUCUUGCCUCGGGAAGCUCAGGCGAGAUCGCCAUUGUCGCUGGUGGGUGUGAUAAGAACGGACAAGUGCUGAGAUCUGUUGAGCUGUACAACUCAGAGACUGGCCACUGGGAGACUGUCCCAGGCAUGAACCUGCCCAGGCGGCUCGCUUCAGGUUUCUUCAUGGACGGCAAGUUUUACGUCAUUGGGGGCGUAUCGAGCCAGAGGGACUCGUUGACCUGUGGAGAGGAAUACAGCCUUGAGACAAGAACCUGGAGAAGAAUACUUGACAUGUACCCUGGUGGAACCAGCGCAUCCCAAUCGCCUCCCCUUGUUGCCGUUGUGAAUAGCCAGCUCUACGCCGCCGACCAGUCGACGAACGUGGUCAAGAAGUAUGACAAGGCAAAUAACGCCUGGGACGUAGUGAAGCCACUGCCCGUCAGAGCUGACUCGUCCAAUGGCUGGGGCCUAGCUUUCAAGGCCUGUGGCGAUAGGUUGCUGGUGAUCGGAGGCCAUAGAGGACCUCGUGGCGAGGUAAUACUGUUGCAUUCCUGGUGCCCCGAAGGCGGGGAAGACUGGGAGGUUCUGUCGGUGAAGGAACGCGCAGGCGUCUUCGUUUACAACUGUGCAAUAAUGGGGUGCUGAGUUACCUUUUGCUCUUCGGUACAUGCCGCCGCUGGUUUAGCAAGGCAACGACCAUUUCUUGCUGCCAUUUAGCUGCCCUUUUAUAGUGACUUGUAAUUCAGAAAUGACCUCCCCUCCCCGAAAUUUUGCGGCGCUCUCAAAUGUUGAAUGUUUUGUAGAGAGCAUAUAUAGAGCAUUCAGUUCAGUUUACCUGGAACUACUCUCUUUUUUUUUUCUGUUAAACUCGUUCACAUUUUUCCUUGUUCUUGUCCAGUACGAAUUUUACGCGGUAGGAGUAUUCUUUAUUCAUCAUUGUUGCGAACUUAAAUGUCUGCGCCAUUGUCCGGAGACAUAUCUUAGGCCUCGAUUUUCAGUGCA
This is a messenger RNA of Zea mays, 1976 nucleotides long. RefSeq lists its product as uncharacterized. Gene Ontology annotation, molecular function: protein binding. The record is from RefSeq and is marked validated. The coding region runs from base 273 to 1619 and encodes 448 amino acids. Gene Ontology annotation, cellular component: nucleus. Lineage: Eukaryota; Viridiplantae; Streptophyta; Magnoliopsida; Poales; Poaceae. The transcript has 3 exons.